AUGGGAAUUUAUACUAAGAGUUAUUGUCUCGAGUGUGAGCAAGCCUUGGUAAGCAAAUAUGACGUAUCCGAAGUGGGAACUGUUUAUACUGCGAAUUGGGAAAAAGGUCCAAAAGAUUGUUGGGAUGAGACCGAAUCGAGAUAUGUGGCGAGAAGAGAAUUAAUUAAAAUAGCUUUACACUCUCUUGGCAAUUCUCCAUCCUUAUUCCUUAAAGAGUUAAAAUUGCAUUAUUUUUCACGUGUUCAUAACGGCCUUAUGAUUCGAUUAUUUGGAGUAACUCGGGAGACCGUAACAGGACAUUUCAUGAUGGUAGCAGAGACCAUCGAGUGGGAUUUGAGGCAUUACGUAUCACAUCAUUUUGCUCGUCUUACAUGGUCACGUAAAUUGUCAAUACUUCAUUCAAUAGCCUGCGCUCUUGAACAAUUACAUAAUGGGGAACAAGUGCAUCGUGACAAAGCAACAAAUGGACAAUUUUUUAAGAAUCAUUUGGAAAUUCCAAAACAAUCUGAUGAAUUCGAACGAGCUGAACGUAUACGGAUAAGGCGUAUGAGAUCCAAAGGUUUGGAUACGUCUCCAAACACAUUAUUAACUCCUCCUCAAAUUCAUCGUCAAGCUAUUUAUACCUCUCGAAAACUCAAAUUUCCUAUCAUACCUUUAAACGCUCAAAAAAUCCUUCGAAAUACUACUACUUAUGAAGAUCAAUCUUCCACCAUAGACUUGGCUUCUUUGAAGGUUAAGGAUCAAAGUUUUUUUACAAAAAGCAAUUGUAUGCAACGAAAGCUUGAAGAGGAAGAAAUAGAUGAAGAUAUAGCUAGACAAUAUGAACUUUCUAUUCCUUUUGAACUGCCCAUUGUAAUCUCUUCAUAA
This is a messenger RNA of Funneliformis caledonium, 867 nucleotides long. Lineage: Eukaryota; Fungi; Glomeromycota; Glomeromycetes; Glomerales; Glomeraceae. The record is from the annotation of a GenBank genome assembly.